Molecule: messenger RNA, 266 nt
Organism: Racocetra persica
Lineage: Eukaryota; Fungi; Glomeromycota; Glomeromycetes; Diversisporales; Gigasporaceae
Source: the annotation of a GenBank genome assembly
GUAGAUAAUAAGAAGCCUAUGCGCAUAAUGUUUCAUCAUGAAAUCAGUGAAGAAGACAUGCUACCUGUCAGUAGGGCAGGGGUUGAUGUGGAAACGGGCGUAGAAAAAGAGGAAGAAGAGGAAAUACAUCUUGUAACAGCAUUAGAAAAACGUCAACAAGGGAUCGAAGAGGGAAAUGGUACAUCAACGGGUGAUGGUGAACCUGCGAUUCCUUGCCCGGACUCUGAUGCCAAUAAAAGACAUCUAUUUCCACCUACAUGGAAAAU